Messenger RNA from Metopolophium dirhodum (rose-grain aphid), 1422 nucleotides. RefSeq lists its product as uncharacterized. The transcript has a single exon. NCBI's taxonomy places the organism in Eukaryota, Metazoa, Arthropoda, Insecta, Hemiptera, Aphididae. The coding region runs from base 1 to 1422 and encodes 473 amino acids. The record is from RefSeq and is a predicted model, not a curated record.
AUGUCCAAAUUCGCAAAUAUAGAAAAUCAAAUUGCCGAAUUUUGGCGCUUAGAGGAGGUAAAGAAUUGCAACGUAUACACACUAGAGGAAAAAAGGUGUAAACAACAUUUCGAGUCAAAUGUAAAGCGUGGUGAAGACGGGCGUUUUACAGUAGGUCUACCUUUUCGUGACAAUGCUCCUAGAUUAGGAAAAUCGUAUGACGUAGCCCUUCGCAGAAUGUUAUCAUUAGAACGACGAUUUCAAACCGAUACCAAGCUCAAGGAAGAAUAUAGCAAAUUUAUGAAAGAGUACUCCGAACUUGGACACAUGGAAGUUACGAAAAACACGAUUCCAGAUGAUAAAAGUUAUUAUUUACCGCACCAUGCAGUUCGCAACGAAAGCAGUACUAGUACCAAACUGCGCGUGGUUUUCGAUGCGUCGGCGAGAACAAGUACUAACGUAAGUCUAAAUGAAGUGCUUCUAAAGGGACCCACCGUACAAGAGGAUUUGGUCUCUAUAAUGACGCGAUUUCGUAUACACAAAUACGUAUUCACAGCUGAUAUAAAAAAAAUGUACCGGCAGAUUUGGGUGUCGGAAAGCCAACGUGAUUUCCAGCGCAUUUUGUGGCGUGAAGACCCAAGCCAGCCACUAAAUAUAUAUCGACUAAAAACUGUUACGUAUGGCAUAGUCACCGCUUCAUACCUGGCAACGGCCUGUUUACAAAAAUUAUCCGAACAAGAGUCGUCAAAAUUUCCCGAAGCCUGUCAGGCCCUAAGUCGUGAUUUCUAUGUAGACGAUUUUCUCGCCGGAGCUAUGUCAAAACAGUCUGCAUUAAGAUUACGCGAUGACCUAAUAACGAUUUUGAGGGGCGCUGGUCUAGAGCUGUGUAAAUGGUCGAGCAACGAUCCCGACUUGUUGCUUGGUGUUGAAGUAGUACCAAGUGCCAACAAUGACUUAAAUUUGCAGUAUACGGGAAAUGUUACAAAAAUUUUGGGACUUUAUUGGAAUAAAGACAUUGAUGCAUAUCAAUACAAAGUGUUAAUGUACAAUAACAAAACGCGACCAACAAAACGCGUGAUAUUGUCCGAGAUUGCCGCAAUUUUCGAUCCGCUUGGUUUAAUAAGCCCUGUAAUAAUUUGUUUUAAAAUCAUAAUGCAAAAAAUAUGGCAAACGCGGGUAGAUUGGGAUGCAACGUUACCAACAGAAAUUGAAGGCGAGUGGCGCAAGUGCCGUGCAAAUUUAAUACAUUUAAACACGUUAAAAAUUACGCGUUUGCUCGUGGGUGAUGGUGACAUUGCGGAUAUACAAUUACAUGGGUUCGCGGACGCAUCACUUACAGCAUAUGGCACUUGUCUAUAUCUCCGCGUAAAAAACACGUACAUCACCCCAGCCCCACCCAUUUGGAAUUUUAAAACAUUUUGUUUACCAUUAUUUAGUACUUAA